Macrobrachium nipponense is the source of this 1571-nucleotide messenger RNA. RefSeq lists its product as uncharacterized. The transcript has a single exon. Lineage: Eukaryota; Metazoa; Arthropoda; Malacostraca; Decapoda; Palaemonidae. Bases 105 to 1088 code for a protein of 327 amino acids. The record is from RefSeq and is a predicted model, not a curated record.
CGCUCAUGCUUACAUUAGCUUCCUGACAAGCAAGACUGCACACGGACAGUAUCACCUCAGCCACCAUCAUUGAGAAACUCGUCCGUUUACCAGAGCUUCUACAGAUGCCUCGAAGGGGUCCACUAUCAACCAUCAGAACCAUGCCUUCUGUCAUAGUACUCGUAGUGGUUGUUGGUGCCCUGCGGGCAGCUUGUGGUUUACCCUUGGACAACGACUUCAGCUCGAGGAUCUUCAUGCCCGGAGACAUCCCUCUGAUGUUCGAUGUCGGGGCUAGUUCAAAUGGGCCGACGCCUACAAGCGGCAACCCAUCGGCCAACAAUCGUCGAAAUAUCGGACCCCCCAUCACAAACAAGACGACAGAGACCGUAGUGAAAGGAGUGAACUGUGGUCCCAAAUAUGGCACCGCCGUUUAUAACGGUACCUGUCAGCGCCUCCUGACGCAGUCCUCGUGCCAGCAGGGCGAAUGGCUCGUCAGGAAAAAGGACAGCAACGAAGGGGAAUGCGUAGCGAGGAAUUGCUCCAAAGGACAACUGUACUUCGAGAAGAAAUGCGUCAAUAUCAGUGACAGGACAAUUUGCAGUCGAGGUCAAAUGCUAUACGUAGACCUGACGGGCCGUGUGCAUUGUGACUGUGAGCCUAAUUAUUUCUACGACCCCUUCCAGGGGCAGUGCUUCGCUCAGCACGAACGAGGCUCUUGCGGCUUCGGGCAAUACCUCGAGGUGACAAACAGCGGCCGAGUUGCGUGCGUUGCCAACCCCUGCCAGAUGGAAGGCUUCUUACGUAAUAACGUCAACGGAAGGUGCUACAGAAAACAGUACCCGGGGAUUUGCGCCCAUCCAUUCUCCAUCCACUUCUCGGAUGAGGACAUGACAGUUCACUGCAUCGCCAAGUCCCCUCACACCAUCUUCGACCUUCCGACCAUGAAAGCUUGUCCCCAAGGUUCCCUUCGAGAUUUUUCGGGAGAUUGCCGAGAGGACUACAGGGUGGCCGUGGAGAACAUGUAUCCUUCUUCCUUCGGGACAUGUAUGAAUGGCUUCGUCAUGGAUCCGACGGGCAACUGCCGAAAAGCCAACAAGCUCUUCAGGUGAAGUGUCCAAAUUCAUCUUACGGACCGACCGUGUCACGGAUGGAAAGAGUUGCCCGAGUGGUAUUCGCGACUUGCUUAUAAGUAUUUUCAAAGCAUGUCAAGUGAAACGUGCCUAUUAGCGUUCAGUCUUCCCGUUCUCCUAAACAAAGGGGGAAAACCCCGUCAAGCCCAGAAGAAUUCGACCUCUAUUUUAGACCUGCAUGAAAAAGAGGAGAGUAGUUUUCUGAGGGCAAUUAGAAAAUAUAGUUGCUACAAAAAGAAAGCAAAAAGAGGUAGUUAAACAUGCGCAUUUCAACUUCGGUUGAAAGUAAUUUAUACAUAAAUUUAUUUGCAUUCUUUGUUUACAAAGCCUCUAGCGAUGUUGUUGUUUAUAAGAUGUAACUUCACGAUCAUUUUUUGUAAGAGAUGAUCAACCACCAAGAUGAUUGAUUACUGAGUUUAAUGAAGUUAUGACCUCAUGACAUUCUGGAAUGGGAUUGAUGCA